Messenger RNA from Oncorhynchus nerka (sockeye salmon), 2572 nucleotides. Its product is annotated as E2F-associated phosphoprotein-like. Lineage: Eukaryota; Metazoa; Chordata; Actinopteri; Salmoniformes; Salmonidae. The record is from RefSeq and is a predicted model, not a curated record. Gene Ontology annotation, biological process: positive regulation of cell population proliferation. The transcript is spliced from 6 exons. Gene Ontology annotation, cellular component: nucleus. The coding region runs from base 136 to 1056 and encodes 306 amino acids.
GGAAGUAAUGUGAAAUAUCAGGAAGUAAGCUACAAGGUCCUGGCGACGAAGCUUUAUAAAGUUUCCACCUUUGUUUACCUUUACUUCGACCGUUCUCGUAACUUCAUUUGCUAGCUAGAAUUCAUCAAAUACAAAAUGAACAGACAAGUAGAGUAUGAUUCAUAUGAGAUAGAGGAGCCAAGUGAUGAAGAAAGAGCUGAGGACAGCUCUGAGGAUGAGCUGGAUGUGCUCUUGAACGGGACCCCGGAUCAGAAGAGGAAGCUCAUCCGAGAAUACUUGACUGGGGAGAGUGAGUCCUCCAGUGGGGAUGAGUUUGAGAAAGAGAUGGAGGCAGAGCUCAGCACCACCAUCAAGACUAUGGAGUGCAAAUGGGCGCCACCUACAGCACCAGCAGGAGAGGCUUUGGGUACCAAUGACAAUGCUGCAACACCUGGGUUACCACAGCCAGAGCUUUAUGACAAUGUUUAUUUUGACUCUGAUUCCGACGAGGAGGAAACUGCUCCAAGCAGUUCCUCGGGUCAGAGACACAGGAAACAGCGAUCCAUCCCCACCAACGAUGAACUGCUGUACGACCCGGAUGAGGAUGACCGGGAUCAGGCAUGGGUGGACGCCAAGAGGAGGAGGUACAACGAAAAGAGAAGAUUGCAAUCUUCACGAAACAGAAGAGGGCAGUCCCAGGGGCUUCCAAGCAGCGAUGCUGUCCUUAACUGCCCAGCAUGCAUGACCACGCUGUGCCUCGACUGUCAAAGGCAUGACAAAUACAGGACCCAAUACAGAGCCAUGUUUGUCAUGAAUUGUACAGUAAACAAAGAGGAGAUUUUACGGUACAAAACGCUCAAUGAGAAGAAUCUGAGGAGCAGAAAGAGGAGGAAAGGGCGUCAACCAGAGCCAACAGUGUCAACCACAAUGGAAGCCACAGAUUCAGGAGCAGUGUUGGGGAUGGGCGGAGAGGAGAUCUACCAUCCUGUUCAAUGUACGGAGUGCUCCACUGAGGUGGCAGUGCUCGAUAAGGACGAGGUCUACCACUUUUUUAACAUCCUCGCCAGCCACUGCUGAAGAUGCACUGUUGCGAUAUCCCUGAUAAGACUUUUGGUGUCUGAAUGUACAUCUUUUUAUGGUAUUAGACAGGGGUGUAAAGAUCAUGUAAAGAUUUGAUGUACAAGCAUUGGCCUCCAACAUUUUAUUAAGUUUACCCCUAUGGUAUUUAUUCUGUUUUUUUUAUAGGUAGAACCAAAGAUUUGUAUAUCUUCACACUGUACUGUCUUUGGUUAGGGUAUGGACGUACCAAGGAUUCCGGAUCGCAAUAACCGUUUGUAAAUCUGAUUAGAGUCGGGACAGGAAGUGGAAACCGCCCUUUGAGCGUCGCUUUUUCAUGUGAUUCGAGAUUGGUUGAGAAAGAAAGCCGUUAAACAUCACUGGGGGGAUUCAUCUGCACCGGUUGACGGUUGUUUGCAUUCGUUUUGGAUCCGGGCUGCCUCCUGGAUGUGAGCUAGGUGCCCUGUUUGAAGCCCACAGGGAUAUUUGGCUCAAAACAAAAGGGAUGUAAUUGGCAUGUUGAGGGUAGAGUCGAUUCUGUGAUUUCACAUGCAAAAGUGAUUGCUUUUGAUAAACGCUUUAUCUACCAAGAAAUAAUCGGCAAUCACAAAAAAGACAGAAUAAAUACAACUUCAAGUUAUGGCGUUUUGAAGUUAUCUGGAAGAAAAUAUCCUGGUUGUGUUACCAGUAUAUUCUCGUAACGGCUUUAUACAUGUUGAAGCCUUGGGUGAGAACCAUCUUCAGUAUCCUUUUUGGUUCCAGAAUAGUUUGAAAAUAACUAGGCUACUAGGUAUUUUAGCCGGAUAGAUAACUAACUACAACCCCUUGCCUUGUAAUUUCGAAUAGUUAGCAAGUAGCCUAUUUGUUGGUUAACAUUUUAUUGCUGAAUAGUAGACUAUGAAACGAUAACAGUAGGCUAUAGCUACUAGCUUAGGUGGUCACAGUGUAGCCUACUGUUGGUGCAUUCAAGACAACUCGGUAAUAUCCGACAUAAAAAUUUGUCUGAAAGAUGAGGCCAGGGUUUUCCACUUGGUCAAAUCCCGAUGUCAGUGAUCAGGUUGUAAAGGGGGAGCUCUAGAAAGAUGCCAAGUUGGAUGACCUUUCCAAACAUUUUUUUAAAUUUUCAGUCGUAGCUCGUUUUUUCCGAGUUCCCAGUUGUUUUGAAUGCGGCAUUUGUCUCACCUGCAGGCAUAAACGUGUGCAUGCGCAACUAUUGAGAAUUUUAGAACUCCGAUCUCAUGGAUUUCAAAGAUUAUUGCAGUCAUUGGUGUAGACUGAUUUGAUAUGUUAGGCUACUCAAGUAAGUUGGAAACUGUUCAAAAUGAGGUGAGGAAGAUAUGACUAUCAAAUUAGGCUACUGUUGAUCACAACACUGAACAAUUAUGACUGAAGAAUGAUUUUAUCCCUUUCAUAGGCCUGAUAAGCAGUGGUGUCUUUUUUUUCUUUUCUUUUUUAGCAGUGGUGUGUAUUCAUGGAUGCCAAGGGAAGCCAGGCUCCCCAAAAAAAUGUACCAAUAAAAAUUCAAAACAUAAAACAA